GGAUUUCUCUUAAGGGUCUAUCUACUUUGUCCUUGGAGUACUCCACGUGGAAUGAUCGAAUCGAACGAAGAGAAGAAUGAAGAUCAUGAUCGCCAUGACAGGCAGCUUAAAAUUUACUACAAGACUCCCCGCCAAAGUGCCUGACGGCCAGCCAAACCCCGUCAUGGUCGGUCCCGGCAUGAAGUCUUUAGGCGAAGAGGCUUAUACCAAUGCCUCAAAUGCCACUCCUAGUCUGGAGACCGACAAGAACCAUCCCCUGGUCAAUGACACCCCAUCGUACUUCUCUCAGGUUCCUGGCACCAAACAGUCGUCGACCGUCGCCGAUACCGCUUCUCCCGGCUCACCAGCUGAUGCGGCCAAGAACGCAAAGUCGCCUAUUGAGCUCCUCCGCCGUCUGAGCCUCGGCCGCUCCCCAAUGAUUCCGGACUUUGACCCGCGCGAACAAUAUCCCGGUUUGAACCUCACGGGGCGGAUUAUCAGCGCCGCUUUCUGCAUCCCGUACAAGGUCGGCUACCGUCCUGGCUCUGACUGGGAUCUCAAACCGCGUCCCGGAACUUCUGCCCUUUUUGAUUCCUUUGCUUAUCUCGGCUCCGGAGAGACGAAAUGGUCCCAUACGCUCGUUGGCUGGACCGGCGAGGUGGAACCAAUUCAAGACGUCUCCGUUCCUCUCCAACACAUCCCAGUCAACUCUGGCGCAAGGCUACCGCCCGCGCUCAAUGGCGUUGCCGUUCCACUGAACAAAGCAGCGGCCCCCGUGCCCGUAGACUCUAAGCAGCGACCACCCAGCCACCCGCUCCUCGAAGGCUUCAGAGUCAGUCAAGACGACCGAGUGCGUCUUGACGCUCAGCUGAGGUCGGGCCGUUACGGCAAGAUCGCUCCGGUAUGGUUGUCGGACGAGUCCGAAGAGCCCGAGGAGUCUUCGAUCUUCCUGGAAGAUCAAGGCAGAUGGAGGCGAUAUGCGGAGAAGGAGCUGUACCCCCUGCUUCAUUACAAGCAACACGGCCCCACGGAUGGCCGGUCAGAACGGAAGUGGUGGGGAGAUUACGUCCGCAUGAACAGACUCUUUGCGGACCGUAUCAUACAGGAGUAUCAGGAAGGCGACAUCGUCUGGAUCCACGAUUAUCAUCUCUUCCUACUGCCUAGUCUGCUGCGGCAACGGAUACCGAACAUCUACAUCGGAUUCUUCCUGCACGCCCCGUUUCCCAGCAGCGAGUUCAUGCGUUGCCUUGCCAAGCGCAAAGAAGUCCUGACUGGUGUCCUGGGUGCCAACAUGAUCGGCUUCCAGACAUUCUCCUACUCGCGUCACUUCUCGUCCUGUUGUACGCGCGUCCUGGGCUUCGAUUCGAAUAACGCCGGCGUUGAUGCGUACGGCGCCCAUGUUGCGGUGGACGUCUUCCCAAUCGGAAUUGAUGUCAAGACCAUUCAGAAGGCGGCCUAUGGUUACCCCGAGAUCGAAGAGGCCGUGGUGGGACUUCGUAAACUGUACGCCGGCAAGAAGAUCAUUGUCGGCCGUGAUCGACUGGACAGCGUUCGCGGUGUGGCCCAGAAGCUGCAGGCAUUUGAACAGUUCCUGGAGAGGUAUCCGGAGUGGCGUGAGAAGGUCGUCCUCAUCCAAGUGACCAGCCCAACCAGCGUGGAGGAGGAGAAGGAGGACCCCGAGAACAAGAUCGCCAGCCAGAUCUCAAACCUGGUGUCUACCAUCAACGGCCGCUUCGGCUCGAUCAGCUUCUCGCCCGUCAAGUACUACCCCCAGUAUCUCUCCCAGUACGAGUACUUCGCGCUCCUGCGUGUCGCCGAUGUGGGUCUGAUCACGACCGUCCGGGACGGCAUGAACACGACGAGUCUGGAAUACAUCCUCUGCCAGCACAACACUCAUGGUCCUCUCAUUCUCUCCGAGUUCUCUGGUACGGCGGGCACGCUGUCCAGCGCCAUCCACAUCAACCCAUGGGAUACGACCGGCGUCGCUGAAGCCAUCAACCGAGCCUUGACUAUGUCUCCGGAGGAGAAGAAAGCGCAGCACGUCAAACUCUACAAGCACGUCACCACGAAUACCAUUUCGACCUGGUCAAACCAGUUCGUCACCCGCUUGCUGACCAAUCUUUCCUCUUUUGACCAAUCCGUGGCAACGCCGGCGCUGGACCGGGCGACGCUGUUGAAGCAGUACCGCAAAGCGCGCAAGAGGUUGUUCAUGUUCGAUUACGACGGUACUCUCACCCCCAUUGUCAAAGACCCGCAGGCCGCCAUCCCAUCCGAUCGGGUGUUGCGGACUCUGAAGACUCUGGCCGCGGACCCUCGCAAUGCGGUCUGGAUCAUCAGUGGUCGGGACCAGGCGUUCCUGGAUGAAUGGAUGGGCCACAUCCCGGAAUUGGGCCUGAGCGCCGAACAUGGCUGCUUCAUCCGGCAGCCGCGGUCGGAUGACUGGGAAAACCUUGCCGAGUCGAGUGAUAUGGGAUGGCAGAAAGAAGUGAUGGAGGUGUUCCAGCACUUCACCGAGCGUACGCAAGGCUCCUUCAUCGAGCGUAAACGGGUUGCCCUGACCUGGCACUACCGCCGAGCGGAUCCCGAGUACGGUGCAUUCCAGGCUCGGGAGUGCCGCAAGAUGCUGGAGGAGACGGUAGCCAAGCGGUGGGAAGUCGAGGUGAUGGCCGGUAAGGCUAAUCUAGAGGUGCGGCCGACAUUUGUCAACAAGGGCUUCAUUGCGGCGCGGUUAGUCCAGGAAUACGGAACAGAACCCGGGCAAGCUCCAGAAUUCGUCCUCUGCUUGGGAGACGAUUUCACCGAUGAGGACAUGUUCCGUGCGCUCAAGAAGUCCGGCCUCCCCGCUGGGCAUGUGUUCUCGGUCACCGUUGGGGCCAGUUCGAAGCAGACGGAAGCCAGCUGGCAUCUCCUUGAGCCAGCUGACGUGAUUGGAACGAUUUCCAUGCUGAACAAUAGUUCUUCUGCGCAAGAAUACUAG
Molecule: messenger RNA, 2956 nt
Organism: Aspergillus novofumigatus IBT 16806
Lineage: Eukaryota; Fungi; Ascomycota; Eurotiomycetes; Eurotiales; Aspergillaceae
Gene: orlA
Product: putative alpha,alpha-trehalose-phosphate synthase subunit Tps2
Exons: 4
Coding region: 77-2956 (959 amino acids)
Biological process (GO): fungal-type cell wall organization; trehalose biosynthetic process; cellular response to heat
Cellular component (GO): alpha,alpha-trehalose-phosphate synthase complex (UDP-forming); cytosol
Molecular function (GO): catalytic activity
Source: RefSeq, a predicted model, not a curated record